AUGUUGAACGUUCCUAAAACCCACCAGACUUUCUGCAAGAAGUGUGGCAAGCACCAGCCCCACAAAGUGACACAGUACAAGAAGGGCAGAGAUUCUCUUUAUGCCCAGGGAAAGCGGCAUUAUGACAGGAAGCAGAGUGGCUAUGGUGGGAAGACUAAGCCAAUUUUCCGGAAAAAGGCUAAAACUACAAAGAUUGUGCUGAGGCUUGAAUGUGUUGAGCCCAAUUGCAGAUCUAAGAGAAUGCUGGCUAUUAAGAGAUGCAAGCAUUAUGAACUGGGAGGAAAUAAGAAGAGAGAGAGCCAAGUGAUCCAGUUCUAA
Neomonachus schauinslandi (Hawaiian monk seal) is the source of this 318-nucleotide messenger RNA. RefSeq names its product 60S ribosomal protein L36a-like. The transcript has a single exon. The record is from RefSeq and is a predicted model, not a curated record. Gene Ontology annotation, molecular function: structural constituent of ribosome. NCBI's taxonomy places the organism in Eukaryota, Metazoa, Chordata, Mammalia, Carnivora, Phocidae. Bases 1 to 318 code for a protein of 105 amino acids. Gene Ontology annotation, biological process: translation. Gene Ontology annotation, cellular component: ribosome; cytosolic large ribosomal subunit.